This is a messenger RNA of Phoenix dactylifera (date palm), 1382 nucleotides long. RefSeq lists its product as uncharacterized. The record is from RefSeq and is a predicted model, not a curated record. NCBI's taxonomy places the organism in Eukaryota, Viridiplantae, Streptophyta, Magnoliopsida, Arecales, Arecaceae.
AACCACCCCCCGGGCCUUCUCCCUCCCUCCCUCUCUCUCUCUCUCUCUCUCUCUCUCUCUCUCUCUCUGGUCUUUUAUUCACGUUUUAUUCUCUUGUUUUAGAGAAACAUAUAGCACUGCUCUCUCCAUUUUAUAAACACUACUUACCACCCUGAAUGGUUCCCCUCCUUUUUGGUACUUGUUCCUACCAUUACCUAAACCUCUCUCUCUCUCUCUCUCUCUCUCUCUCUCUCUCUCUCUCUCUCUCUCUCUCUUUCUCUCUCCCUUUCGGGGAGUUAAAGGAGGAGUUCAAUCUUCUAUGAGGAGAUAGAUGCGAUGGGGCUCAAGUCCUUAAGCCUCCAGAUGAUACCAUGGGGCUUCCACGUGGCGGGGGCCCGCUGCCGACCCAGCGGCGGUAUCCGGAGGAGCCCAGCUCCGGUACGACUGAUCGGCUCCGACGGCCGGGUACAGGUGUACCACCGGCCGGUGGCGGCGGCGGAGCUGAUGAAAGAAUACCCCCGUCACCUCGUCUGCCGCUCAGAUUCCUUCUUCAUCGGCCAGAAGGUGCCUGCCCUGGCCGCCUGCGAACACCUCCAGCCUGGCCAGAGCUACUUCCUCCUCCCUUCGCACUUCUUCCACUCCGUCCUCUCCUUCGUCACCUUUGCCUCCUCCUUCACCACCCUCAACCACCCCAACGGCAUCAAGAAGCAAGCCGUCAUAAGGCCGUUCGACGUCCAGAAGACGGCGGAGGGGACGCUCCAGAUAACGGUCUCCGACGAGUUCUUUCUUGUUGAUAAGGUUAAGCAAGAGGAGGAGGAGAAGAAUGGAAGAGGGGUUUGUACGACGGAGGCGUUGGAGAAGGAGUACCGGAGGUUAGUGAGGUGCCAGUCGGCGAAGUGGAGGCCGAAGCUGGAGACUAUAGGGGAGGCGGCGACUGAGAGGAGGAGAGGGGGGUGGAUCCGGAGGGGAGUCGUGGGGUUUGUGGGGUUGAGGAGGAGGAGGAAGAAGGGGCCCCACCGCACAUGAGACAAGGAUGGGGGUGUGUAAAGAGAAUAAAAAAUAAAAAAGAAAAAUAAAAAGAGAAGUGUAAUAAUGAAGGGCUGAGGACCUGAGGAGCUUUUGUUCAUUUUGUCCCUUUCGCCUUUUUUUUUUCCUUUUUAUUUUAAACAGUUGUAGUCUUGUAUAUGGUCUAAGUUGUAAAGCAACUGCAAGUUGAUGGACAACCAAUGGCUCAAACAAGGGCGCAGUUUAAUUCGAGAACAUUUAGCUUAGGUUUUGCGAGGUCUCCCUCGAACGGGAAAUUGCUAGAUGAAUCAGAUCGACUGUGAAAAUAGGAUGAAAUCAUUUAGAUGGAUUCAUUUCGUUGUAAAGAUGAAAUUAUUAGAUAGAUUUAUUUUAUACUA